ACAAAAAAUUAUGAAUGGACCUGCAUAUAUAUAAGCCGGACCUACAUCUAAACCAAGUUAAAAAUAAAUUUAUCCAUGAGUGCAAAAUAAAUAUAUAAAUUAAUUUUUUUUUAUCAAACAACCUAGAUUUCAAAAUUGUUUUUUAACAGAUUUGUCAACAAGCUAGCAAGUCACCGUUGCUGUAUAUCAUCAGCACCUCUCACUCUCACUCUCUUCUUCACUUUUGGGAAUUGGGAGCGAGUAAGAAAUGGAGAAAUAGAAUCUAUAAACUACAUGAAUUGAAGGUACCAUCAAUGGAGUGGCUAUAUGUUGUGUUGAUUAUCUCCUCUUCUGUCUUACAUCUUUCUAAAAGUCAAAACACCAUAACCGCAACCAACUCCAUCACUAGCAACCAAACCAUAAUCUCAGCUGGAAGUACGUUUGCAUUAGGCUUCUUCAGUCCUGGUAAUUCUACUGGUAGCUACCUGGGGAUAUCGUUCAACACAAUCCCAAAGCAAACAGUCAUCUGGGUUGCCAAUAGAGCAUCUCCAGUUCCAAAAGGCUCGCCAUCAAUUCUUACGCUUUCUGAAGAUGGGAAUCUUGUGGUUUUAAGUGGAAAAGAGCUCGUCUGGACAUCAAACGUGUCUGACAUAAACAGCACAGAUGCAGUAUUACUUGAUAAUGGGAAUUUGGUACUUAGACAUGGUAAAGAUGAACUGUGGCAUAGUUUUGAUCAUCCAACCGACACGUUUCUGGCUGACAUGAAAUUUAGCUCCAACAGAAAUGGGCAACAAAUGUGUCUUAAAUCGUGGGUAGAUGAUGAAAAUCCUUUACCAGGGAUAUUCUCACUAGGGAUAGAUCCAGUUCAUCAUCAGGUAUAUAUUUGGAAAGGGGGUGAACGGUAUUGGAGAAGCAAUGUCUACGCAACUAAUUUAACGUUUGAUAGUGGAUUUAUAGGAGAUGGAAGCUGGUUUGGCAAUAGAGUUAUGGAUACAGGAUUUCCAGGAUACAUAAGUUAUGUUAUCAAAGAUGAUGAAGAUUAUGUUUUGUAUGAUAUCUCUACAAACUCAAUGAGCACACGGUUUACCUUAGUUCCUGGUGGGCAAAUUGAGCUACAGGUAUGGAUGAAAACUACAUGGAAUGUUGUAUGGCAGUCACCUCGAGCUACAUGUGAUUUUUAUGGCUACUGUGGUCCAUUUACAAUCUGCUGCAAGACAAAUGAAUCAAUUCCAGCAUGCAAGUGUAUGACUGGUUUCCAGCCGAAAUCACAAAACGAAUGGAGUGCAGGGAACUGGACUGGUGGAUGUGUGAGAAUUAAGGCAUUGAGCUGCGACACAGGAGAUGUGUUUUCAGUAUAUGAAGGAGUGAAGCUACCAGAUCAUGCAGUCAGCAUAGGAAAAAUAAGUUUAAGUGACUGUGAAUCUGGAUGCUUCAGCAACUGCUCCUGUACAGCUUAUGCAUAUGAGAAUGUAACCAAUGAACUUACAAUAAUUUGUCUGAAUUGGUUCAGAGAGCUUGUGGAUACCUCAAGCGACGAUUUUACUCUUCAUAAUCUGUAUGUCCGCUUUCGUAGCUCUCAACUCGUAGACAAGAUACAUGCAAAUAAUUUCACCCACAAAAGGAAAUUCAGGAAUAAAGUUGCAGUUACGGUUGCCAUUGUUUCUGUAGGAAUGCUUCUCAUCAGCAUUUUUGGUUACUUCUGGAGAAGGAGAAGGAGAAGGCUGAUAAUUAGUGCAGAGAGAAUAAGGAGGGAAUUACUUGGAUAUGAUUCUAUGAGCACAUCCAUUGGAGAUGCACAUAACAGCAUAGAGCUUGUAUCGUUUAGCUUAAGGAGUGUACUCGAAGCAACAGGUUCCUUUUCAGUCGAAAACAAGCUUGGAGAGGGUGGGUUUGGUUCUGUUUACAAGAGAUGA
This is a messenger RNA of Lactuca sativa (garden lettuce), 1892 nucleotides long. NCBI's taxonomy places the organism in Eukaryota, Viridiplantae, Streptophyta, Magnoliopsida, Asterales, Asteraceae. The record is from RefSeq and is a predicted model, not a curated record.